AUGCUCCACAGUCUAGGUAAACUGCAGGAACAUUUAAAACUGUUUUUGCUUUUAUUUAACUUUGAAGAUGAUUAUAAAGCUUGGGACCUUUGUAAAAGUGAACUUUAUAAGCCAGAACGAACUUACCACCCCCCUACUGUGAAAUUUGGAAAUUCAACUACAUUCCAGGAUGACUUUGUUCCUUAGGAGAUAAAGCCUAGGCAAAGCUUUAAACCCUUCUCUGUGGUCAAACGUUCUACAGCCCCUUUUAAUGGUAUUACAAGUCAUCGCCUUGAUUAUAUACCUCAUCAGCUUGAACUCAAGUUUGAAAGGCCAAAAGAAGUUUACAAACCAACUGACCAACGCUUUGAGGAUUUCACAACUCACCGGUAUGACUUUCGGGGUCUUAUUGGUGAAACUGCAAAACUCUGCAGACCUGUACACACCAGAGUGACCCCGAAUGCUCGGUUUGAAGGAAGCACUGAAUUCCGUGAAAGUUUUCAACCAUGGGAAAUCCCACCACCUGAGGUCAAGAAAGUACCAGAGUAUGUGCCUCCUACAGGUAGCAUGCUGUUAAACAGCACAAGCCAUCUUGACUAUGUUCCAUAUCAGGCCAACCGUGUUGUUCCCAUCAGGCCAGUUUCUCGUAGAAGAAGUAACAGUUUUCCUUUCCAAGGAAAAAGCACCAUGAAAGAAGAUUUUCCAGCAUGGGAAAGUUGUCGUCAAGGACUUAUUAAGAAGCAGCAGCAGAUUCCCAACCCAUCUGGAAAAUUUGGUGGUUUGAGCACUUUCAGAUCUCACUAUUUGCAACAUGAAUUGAUUCCAACAGAGAGUUGCAAACCUUUAAAUAUUGCUUUUAAGAGUUCUGUUCCAUUUGAUGAUGUAACCAUGUACUCUGUAGAGUACACACCGAAAAAACAGGAAAUUUGCCCAGCUAGCUAUCCCUCUCCUCCAGGUUAUAUUUUUGAAAAUACAAAUUCCCAAGGUCAUAAAUUCUUCUGCAAGAUUACUCCCGCAGUGAAGGCCUUCUAA
Messenger RNA from Gorilla gorilla gorilla (western lowland gorilla), 1011 nucleotides. Its product is annotated as stabilizer of axonemal microtubules 2. The transcript has 2 exons. The record is from RefSeq and is a predicted model, not a curated record. Gene Ontology annotation, cellular component: sperm flagellum; axonemal microtubule; cytoskeleton. Gene Ontology annotation, molecular function: microtubule binding. Lineage: Eukaryota; Metazoa; Chordata; Mammalia; Primates; Hominidae.